Phragmites australis (common reed) is the source of this 1935-nucleotide messenger RNA. RefSeq lists its product as uncharacterized. The record is from RefSeq and is a predicted model, not a curated record. The transcript has 2 exons. Gene Ontology annotation, cellular component: chloroplast. NCBI's taxonomy places the organism in Eukaryota, Viridiplantae, Streptophyta, Magnoliopsida, Poales, Poaceae. Bases 81 to 1277 code for a protein of 398 amino acids. Gene Ontology annotation, biological process: chloroplast organization; regulation of DNA-templated transcription. Gene Ontology annotation, molecular function: double-stranded DNA binding.
GCUGAGCUGAGCUCCAAGCGAAGAAAGCUAAAGCCCUAAACCCACUCACCGCCGCCGCCGCCGCCCGCCGUUGCGACGCCAUGGCCGUCCAUCACUUCCGAGUGCGCGCCCUCUCCCUAAUCCUCCGCUCCCCACCCAGCCUCCUGCCCUCGCAUGCCCAUCCCAUCGUCUCCAUCCACCGCCUCCUCUCCGCCGCCGCCACUGCGUCCUCCGUUUCUUCCCCGCGCCCCUUUGCCGCCGAGGCCGAGGACUACCUCGUCUCCAGAUGCGGCCUCACCCGGGCGCAGGCCUUGAAGGUCGCCGAGAAGAUCUCCCACCUUAGUUCCCGCUCCAAACCCGACGCCGUGCUCGCCUUCCUUGGCGGCACCCUGGGCGUCCCCGCCGCCGACGUUGCCGCGCUCCUUGCUAUCGACCCGAGCUUCCUCUGCGCUGACGUGGAGCGGACCCUGGCGCCCCGCAUCGCCGACCUCGGCGGCCUCGGCCUGUUGCCGGACAAGAUCGCGCGCCUCAUCCCCGUCGCACCCAAUUCCUUCCGCAACAGGUUCCUCCGCCGCAACCUCGAGUUCUGGCUCAAGGAGCUGGGAUCCUUCGACAAGCUCCUGCAGGUCCUCAGGAGGAACUCCGGCCUCCUUAGCAUCGACCUCGACAAGGUGGCCAAGCCCAACCUGGCCUUGCUCCAGCAAUGCGGGAUGAACGUUUCAGAGAUUGCCGGUAUCAGCCUGUACUCCGCCCGGCUGUUCACCAUGAACCCUAAUCUUCUUCGGGAUGCUGUGGAGCGGGUGGAGGAGCUGGGCGUGGAGCGGGGAGCACGGAUGUUCUGCCGCGCGCUUGCUUUGAUCGCUUUCAUGAGCAGGGAGGUUGUCGCCAGGAGGAUACGACUGUUAAGGAAGUUUGGUUUCUCAGAGGAUCACAUGUUACUGAUCGUCAGGAAGGCACCUCUCGUCCUGGGCUUGUCUGAGCAAAAGGUUCGGCGAAAUGUGGAUUUCUUGAUGAAGGAUGUUGGUCUGGAGGCACGGUACAUCGCUCAAAGGCCAGUGCUGAUCUUAUAUAGCGUUGAGCGGCGGUUAUUGCCCCGACAUUGCUUGCUUAAGGUUCUUAGGGAAAAGGAAUUGCUGAAAGUUGAGUUGGACUAUUAUGUCACAGCCUCGAUGGCUGAGAAGAUUUUUCUGCAAAAGUUUGUGUUUCCUUAUAAGGACGUUGUCCCCAGCCUUGCUGAUGGUUAUGCCUCCAAAUGUUCUGGGAAGGCAACGAAUGGAGUUGCUUGGCCAGAAGAAUGACAUAGUGUUGCUAAACAUUUGUCGUUCCCUGAAAUUCAAUAUGGUAUUUUUACAAAUUUGGUAUCAGUGCACAUGUUGAUUCAUUCACCAUUUGGUUCCUGAUAUGACUCUACCUACAUGCUUUUUCUGAAGUUCUUUUAACACAAAUUUUGUUGUGUAUGUGCCACUUCCUCAAAGUCUCAAGUAGCAAGCCAUGCUCAUGCCUCAGGGUCAUUGCGCUUAGUGUGUUGAACCUUGAAAAGAAGAAUACUUAUUGAUCACAUGGUUUUGGAGAUUUUUUUUCCUUCAAGAAUAAGGUGUAAUGGUGACCUAAUUGACAACAGCAGUAUAUUGGUUCAGUUCUGUGGUGCUUGUUCAUGAUCUGUAACAUCCAUAGUCAUUUCUGGUUGUCGGCAUGUGUAUAAUUCGUGCCCAGUUUGUAUUUUUUUUUUUAGCUGUCCAAGCUGCCUGUUAUCAUCACGUCUUCCUCUGAAAGUGGGACAUGAGAAGAAUCUGCAUUUGAGCCGCAGAUAGCUAUGCUACACAUGUUUUUUUUGGUACUUCGUAGAAUUUAGAUUAUGACCCUGUUUGUUUUUUUUUAUUUUGAUUAUGGAUUCUAGUCUCAAAAGAAAAAGCAAAAACAAACCGUCAUAAUAUAAAAGUUGAUUUUCACAAUCUA